Messenger RNA from Trichoderma virens Gv29-8, 1084 nucleotides. RefSeq lists its product as uncharacterized. Gene Ontology annotation, molecular function: inositol phosphoceramide synthase regulator activity. The transcript has 2 exons. Gene Ontology annotation, cellular component: Golgi membrane; inositol phosphoceramide synthase complex. Bases 96 to 860 code for a protein of 254 amino acids. Gene Ontology annotation, biological process: inositol phosphoceramide metabolic process. The record is from RefSeq and is a predicted model, not a curated record. NCBI's taxonomy places the organism in Eukaryota, Fungi, Ascomycota, Sordariomycetes, Hypocreales, Hypocreaceae.
CGUCUUCACUUUGUUUCUAGUCUGGUCUGGCGAUAGACUUGCGUGCUUUCUUUUUAUCAGUAUAGACGACGGCAACGACGGGAAUUCCAUCCACCAUGUCCAAAUUCACGAGACUGUAUCUGCGGAUACCUCGGCCGAAGACACUCUUCGGCCUCAUUAGCCUCCAGACUGGCACUGAGUUGAUUUCCUUGGCACUGGUCUUCAACAAAGUCACGGGCGUUUACGGUCUUCUUGCCAUCCUUACCGGAUUCCAGCUCUCCCUUUUCCAGCUUACGACCUACGUAUACUGCAUUGGCGUUCUCGGCCUCCUUAUCUACCUGAUCCCGCAUAUCCGAAAGCAGAGCCCGUUCGAAUGCCUGGCCCUGGCGUGGCUGUAUGUGAUUGAUGCCAUCAUCAACGGCGCCUCUACUGUGGCCUUUGGAAUGGACUGGUACUUUGCCACUGCUACAUCAAACGGAUCCAGCCUGCCUGAUAUGGUUGCUGAGGGCAUGGACGGUCUGCGACGCGAAACUGCCGUGCAUGGCGAUGUCGUGCCCCAGGAGACGGCGGCCAGCAUGCUUCUGAUCACUGGCUUGACCCUGAUCAGAGUCUACUUCAGUCUGGUUGUCAUGAACUUUGCACGACAGGUGCUGCAGAAGUAUAUGCAGCUGAUGAUUCUUGAAGGACCCGGCGUCGACGAUCAUGUGGGUCCGUUUGCUGCGGACCUGCCUGACGGUGAAGGACGAAAGGGUCAGCUCGGUCGACUGAUGGUGUCUUUUGGACGCAACUACUGGAUGGAUUAUUCCGAGGCGAGAGAGUGGGUUGAAGGUGGUACCAGCCGUAAACCCAGCACAGUGGCAACCCUGGCUGGUGAAGUAUAAAGAGAGUCACAGAGUCAGUCACUGAGGUGGAGGGAAGGGGAUGAAAUGAAAUGGAUGGGAAGACACGAUGUGAACGGAGAGACUGGGGUAUGAAAUGACGCGAUCGGAGCCCCGCGAUUCAUCAUCAAGAAGAAAAAUCUCGGCAAGGUUGGGUGUUCACUGUUUUGGGCGGUCACGAGCGUGGCCUUUAUUUAAUACAAUAAUUAAUAGCACUAUUCGGUAUG